Molecule: messenger RNA, 586 nt
Organism: Nezara viridula (southern green stink bug)
Lineage: Eukaryota; Metazoa; Arthropoda; Insecta; Hemiptera; Pentatomidae
Source: the annotation of a GenBank genome assembly
AAACAAUUGUGUAAUAAUAUGCACCGUCUUUUAAGAUGAUCUUAAUCCUUGAAAAUUAGUUUUAUUUUAUGUUCGAUCGUCAACAUUCACCGAUAGCUUAUAUAUUAUUUAAACAAUAUUGACUGGUAUCAUCCUAUGAAUGCAUUGAAUGAAUAUUCUCUUUCUUAUAGGUCGUAUCCAUUCCCCAAAAAUAGGGGAAACGAUAACACCCGAGGCGAAUGCCUUACUGCUGAUAUGAACGUGUGCAGUUUCAUAUUUUGCCGUUACACAGAUGGGGCUGCGGCGCGGGUUGGGGGAAACUAUACGCCAAAUGGCUCUCGGAGGAUUGGGAAUAUUGAAGAAACUUGGAAGGAGCAUAUCGAUAUUGGUCGUAUCUUGGAAGGUGGAUGGGGGAGAGGGCCUUAACUGUAUUCAUAGCCUCUUCCGUUCGGACUUUUGCCAAGGGCUCGAGUUUAGAAAUUUGAUUUAACUCUCUAACUUUUCUCAGAAAGCGCGGAUCCGGAAGAGUUCAGACGGGGGAGGCUAUUUGAAGAAAGUUGUUGACCGUGAGAGAGGAAAAAAUGGAAAUAACGAUCUAUCUAUUUUU